Nematolebias whitei (Rio pearlfish) is the source of this 1793-nucleotide messenger RNA. It is a transcript of the gene rnft2, whose product is annotated as ring finger protein, transmembrane 2. The coding region runs from base 150 to 1490 and encodes 446 amino acids. The record is from RefSeq and is a predicted model, not a curated record. Gene Ontology annotation, molecular function: ubiquitin protein ligase activity. Gene Ontology annotation, biological process: positive regulation of ERAD pathway. The transcript has 10 exons. Lineage: Eukaryota; Metazoa; Chordata; Actinopteri; Cyprinodontiformes; Rivulidae.
AGACCUCGUGACUGACGUCAUACAGGAAGUCCUUCCAGCGGAGCAUCAACAUAAUCAAGCUACUCGUUUUUAUGCUCACCAUGUCAGGAGCAGAAGCAAAGCACAAUUCACAGAGCUAACCCAGCGUUGAACCAUCAUGUGGUGAUGCCAUGCAGAGAAGACACAGCAGCAACACGGAUGGCAUGCCCUCUGAAAGGACUCGAAGCCAAACCCUGGGGUCGGAGAGCAGCCUGGAUGAGGGUGGUGUGUUUGACUGCCUGAAGCCCGAGUCGUCCACUUCACCCCAGCAGAUCUUCUCAGGACUGGUGGGGGUCCCCUCCAGCUCUAUCUCUCCAAACCAAUUCCAGGCAGCUGGCUUAGUCUUGGGCUCCCCGCCUGAAGUUUUCAUCCAGAUGACCGGGUCCUCCAGAGAAGAAGGGGCCACCCAUCGAACAGAGGGUGGCCCGUUCCUCCAGCGGCCACCCCACCACCAUCACCACCACCACUUCCACCACCAGCCCCUGCAGCACAGGACCUCCUCUCUGCUCCAGCAGGCCACCACAGCUGCCGGCUCUGAGAGGCACGGCUCCAGGGAGGAGGCCCAGGACGAGCAGUCCACUCCAGCUCCAGCUCUGUCUGAGCUGAAGGCUGUGGUCACCUGGCUGCAGAGGGGCUUUCCUUUCAUCCUCAUUCUGCUGGCUAAAGUCUGCUUUCAGCACAAAUUAGGUAUCGCCAUUUGUGUGGGGAUGAUCAGCACAUUCGCCUACGCCAAUUCCACAUUUAAGCACCAAGUUUCAUUGCGGGAGGAGCGUUCAGUGUUUGUUGCUUUGUGGAUCAUUGUGUUCCUCUCAGGGAACGUUGUGUACAUCUACUACACAUUUAGUCAGGAGGAGCUGCACAGCAGCCUGAUGUUUGGAAAGCCCACCCUGAGCAGCUUCGGCUUCUUUGAUCUGAUCUGGGUGGUGGGAAUCACCGACUUUGUCCUGAAGUUUGUCACCAUCGGCCUGAAGUGCUUCAUCCUCUUUCUGCCAAAGAUUCUCAUGGCCUUCAAAUCCAGGGGAAAGUUCUACCUGCUGAUUGAGGAGCUGAGCCAGCUGUUUCGGGCUCUCGUGCCCAUCCAGUUGUGGUACAAAUACAUCAUGGGAGAGGAGCCGUCCAACAGUUAUCUGCUGGGAGCCACACUCAUCAUCAUCUAUAGCCUCUGCAAGUCGUUUGACAUUUGUGGACGGGUAUCUGCUCUCCGUAAGGCCUUGGUCAUUCUCUGCAGCUCCCAGAGCUAUGAAGUGAGGGCCAGCAGUCAGCAGUGCAGCGAGGCAGGUGACGUCUGUGCCAUUUGUCAGGCUGAUUUCAAAGACCCCAUAGCUCUGAUGUGUCAGCACGUCUUCUGUGACGAGUGCCUGUGUUUGUGGUUCGACCGCGAGAGAACGUGUCCUCUGUGCCGCACGACCAUCAUCGAGACCCUGCGGUGCUGGAAGGACGGCACCACGUCGGCUCACUUCCAGAUAUACUGACGCCCGACAGCAAACGGGCAAUCAGAACAAUGCUGCGCUAUGAAGCAAGUUAGACAAUAAAGUGGGUAUAAUUUCAAUCAGGAUGGAUAGUAUGGCAGUAAUAAACAUCAUAAACAUAAAUUAAAGGUUUUAUUUGCAAACAGUAAAAUAAGAAAGGUGACCUUGGGCUAAAUCCAGUGGUGCAGUUUAAAAUAACUUCAGAAAUUUUCCAUUUAUAUGAUUCUAAAAUGCAGGUACGCACCUAAUGUAAACAAAGCACUUUAAACUGGAAGUGGCAGAAAUGAAGAUGUUAAGGAAUAACGA